Messenger RNA from Durio zibethinus, 2823 nucleotides. RefSeq names its product zinc finger CCCH domain-containing protein 46-like. Gene Ontology annotation, molecular function: RNA binding; metal ion binding. The record is from RefSeq and is a predicted model, not a curated record. Lineage: Eukaryota; Viridiplantae; Streptophyta; Magnoliopsida; Malvales; Malvaceae.
AUACUCGAACAAAACGUACUCUUUUAAAAUUUUUUUUAAGCAGAUCCAAAUCAACUCCCCCCCCCCCACUUUGCCUUGUUUUGUUAAACACUGUAAAGACAAAGAAAUUUAAAAACAACAGUAGAAAGAAAGAGACAGGCAAUGAAAAAUAAUAGGUCACCUCCAAAGAAAAACAAACAAGUUGAGAGUAAAGUUUACUCUCCAAAGGUUGGCUCGCUGCUGAGGUUUUUGCACUGCCACCAAAAGUUGUGGUUCUAAGUUUUUAAGAGAGAGAGAGAGAGAAAAAUUCCAGGUGUAAGCAUCAGCAUGCAGCAGCUCCAAAGCACCUACCUUUGAUGCUUUUGUUCUUCAUUUCAUCUUCUUCUUCUUCAACACAAAGCUUUCUUCUUUGCUCUUUAGCUUUUGUUGUAUCUUUUGAUUCUCUUUCUUUUUUCUUUGAUGGGUUUGAGAGAGGGAGCUUCAACUCAUUACAUUUUUGUUUAUAACCUCAAAAUAAUUAUACUAAAAUAAUAAUAUUACGCCACACCCAUCAUUGUCUUUUGAAGCAAAGUCCACUCUUGCACUCUUUUAUCCUUUUCCCUUCCCUAUAAUAUCUUUCUCUCUCUAUCUCUCUAGUAGUGAAGGUUUGGUUUCUCCAUGGAUUCCUAUGAAGCUACGAGGAUAGUUUUUUCAAGGAUCCAAAACUUGGACCCUGAAAAUGCUUCAAAAAUUAUGGGUUAUCUUCUUAUUCAAGACCAUGGAGAGAAGGAAAUGAUACGUUUAGCCUUUGGACCUGAAGCUCUUAUCCACUCUUUAAUACUGAAAGCCAAAACCCACUUGGGACUCUCCAUCUCAAACCCACCAACACCUUCCACUCCUUCUCCUUCCCCUUUUUCUUCCAGGCCGAGACCUUUAUCCAUCCCUUCUUCUUCUUCUUCUUCUUCAAGGCUUACCAUUGCCAACACCACCUAUGGCUUUGAAAUUACAAACGCUUCUUCUCCAUCAACUAAUGCUUGGCCUCAUCUUAACCAUCGUCCCAUCAGUCCAAGCUCAAAUUCCUCUCUUUCUUAUGCCAGUAUUGUUAAUGGAGCCAGUAAAAUUGCAAAAGGCUCUGGAUCUUUACCCUCAAUAACUUCAUGUGGGAAUACCUGCAAUGACAAUGAAUUAAUUGAUGACUACCAGUGCCAGGACCAUCUUUCGUUUCUCAACGACUCAAAACUUGAAGAUUUGUUUGACCCUCGGCUAGACUUGGCAACGAGUCCAACUGGCUACGCUGAUUCUCCUUUACAUAGGAAGAGUUUUUCAGUUCAUGGUCUGUGUUUUGGGGCUGAAGAUGUAAGUUCUGGGGUCGGAUGGAAGCCUUGUUUGUACUUCGCAAGAGGGUUUUGUAAGAAUGGUACUAGUUGUAGGUUUCUUCAUGGUGAUUGUGCCGAUGCUGCUGCUCUUGUUGGUUCUCCAAGCAAGCUUAAUGAGUUGGAACAGUACCAAGAGCUGCUUAGAUCAAAAGCUCUUCAACAACAGCAACAACAGCUGCAGCAACAACAACAACAAAAGCUAGCUGCAGCAUCUCAGUUCAUGGCUGGAGCUUCUUUUCCAUAUGGCAAUUGUGUUAAUUUGCUUCUUCAUCAACAAAAUGACACUCAUAGAUCAGCAGCGGCGGCAUUAAUGAUGGGAGAUGAUCUUCUUAAGUUUGGGCGGUGUCGUCCUGAACAAAAUGAUUUUUCAGCAAUGGGAUUAGGAGCAGUUAAUCCAGGCUCUAGACAGAUUUAUUUGACAUUUCCAGCUGACAGUACUUUUAAGGAAGAAGAUGUUUCAAAUUAUUUCAGCAUCUAUGGACCUGUGCAAGAUGUGAGGAUACCUUACCAGCAAAAGAGGAUGUUUGGGUUUGUUACAUUUGUGUAUCCUGAGACAGUGAAGCUCAUUUUAGCCAAAGGGAACCCUCAUUUUGUUUGCGAAUCUCGUGUGCUUGUUAAACCUUACAAGGAGAAGGGGAAAGUCCAAGAGAAGAAGCAGCAACAUCACCAACAACAGUUGGAGAGAGGAGAGUACUCUGCGUGCUCAAGUCCGUCUGCCCUUGACGCCAGGGAGCCAUUUGAUCUCCAUCUCGGAGCAAGAAUGUUUUAUAAUACACAAGAGAUGCUGUUGAGAAGGAAAUUGGAGGAGCAGGCUGAUAUGCAGCAAGCCAUGGAGCUUCAAGGAAGAAGGCUAAUGAAUUUGCAGCUGCUGGACUUCAAGAACCAUCACCAUUCUCAGUUAAAUCAUGGUUUGUCCAGUGGGUCUACCACUCCUUCACCAACUGUAUCCCAUACUCCGAACUAUCAAGCACCCAUUUUUCCAGCUGAUGGCAUUGAUCAAGAGGUCCUAGAAGAGAAUGGUGGUAGCCUGGUCACAGCUGUUUCCAAAUUGACCGAUGCUGAUAAGCAACUGGAGGAAGUUAAUCUAGUUUGUAAUCAUAAAAAUGACAAUGGUAAUAGUAAUACUACGGAGAAGGCCAACAAUGAAGAAAGUGAUCUCCCUGAAAGCUUGGAGCACAUUCUCCCUGAUAACCUGUUUGCUUCUCCUAAGCAAUCAGCUGGUGAUCACCUCACUGUCUUCUCUACCUCUUCCGUAGAGGCUGACGUUAAAACCGCAAGUCCAACUACAUCUUCUUCUAACAUUAACCCUUCGUUGGCCAACACCUCCAGCCUCAAUAUGGCUUCUCUUAAAUCAUGUUUUCUACAAAUGCCCAGGUUCUCUUCUGGGCAAGGAACCAAUUGCAUGUAGUUGGCAGAAGUGAGCAUGGGCAGCAAAGGGGAAUUUGACUUUUUCUGGAAACUUUGGGAAGCAUAUACAAGGAAGAUUAAA